CCCUAAGGACAGCCCUGUGAGUGCCUCGAGUGCGGGAAGAGCUUCAUGUGCUGCUCCAUUCUCCAUGGGAGGAUCCAUGCUGGAUGAUCCCCGGUGAGCCCUGGUGGGCAGAGCCCUGGUGAUCCAUAAUGCCUGUGAUCUGGGUUGGGAAGAUACCUGCCUGGGGGCUUCGCAUCCUCCUGGCUCCCUGUGGCCUGGAUUUUUUUUUAAUGUCUCUUUGUCUUUCCAAACACCCAUAUUCAGUGUUAAAAAUAAAGAUGAUGAACUAAGACAAGGAUGUGGACAUGGGAGGACCUUCCAGGGGAUGUGGGGGACGCUGGGUCCGAGGGAGUUGAGGGUUCCUGGACAGGACUUGGGGGUUGCUCAUGGCGUUGGUCACCCCAUGGCCAGUGGCUUCAGCUGCACUGGGAGACCCUGCCAGAGGUUCUGGACCAAGGAGCCCCUUCCCUGGGAAUGUUCCCAUGUUCCCCUGUCCUGGUUCCUGGUGUCCCCUGUCCACGAUCCCCGUCUUUCUGAUCUCCUGAUGUCCCCUGUCCAGGAUUCACUCCAGUCCCUCAGCCUGUUCCUUUGUCACCCCACUCCCGGUCUCAUCCUGCUGCCAUCCCAGUCCAGAUCUCAUUCCCAGUGUCAUUCCCAGUCCCUGUCCUAUAUUCUCUGUCUGGGUUCCAUUACCCAGUCCCAUAUUCCCAGUCCCUGUCCCAUUCCCGAGGGUCGCCUCUGGCAUGGGGCCCUGAGGGCUCCCCAGCUGGGGCUGGCUGUGCCACACGAACCGUUCAGCCCUGCUGCUGUCCUUGGCCAGCUGCAGAGAGCACAAGGCUUUGGGCAUUUCUCAGAGGCCCCCAGCUGGCCGGAGCAGCCCCUCCUGCCAGCAGCCGCUGUGGCUCAGAGCCCUCCCUCAUGCUGGGGCCACGGAGGGGCCAUGGGCCUGGAGGAGGCUCCUGUUCCUGAGGCAGGAGCAAGGCUGCAGCUCCCGGCUCCGGGCCCUGGGCCGCAGCAGCCCAGGGGAGGCCCAGCUGCAGAGCUCACAGCCCCUGCUGGGUUUCGCCUGGGCACUCUGCAGCACGAAUCCCCAUCCCGUAUUCUCUCUGCGGCUGCUGUUUCCGUAUUCCCUGUCCCGCUCCCAUAUUCCCAUUCUCAAUCCCAUUCCCGCUCCCUGUCCCCUCUCACCAGACGCCGCCGCCGUCGCUCCGGCCCCCCCGGCCCUGACACACCAAGGAAACCCCGCGCUGCUGUGGCAAAUCAAUCCCAGCGCGCGAUCGCUCCUGUAUUUGUAUAAGCACUAAUAACUUGUGGUUAUGCAAAUACUUCGCUUUGGCCCUGCCCACUGCCAGCUGUAGCCCCGUCCGGGCGCUGUUUGCUUUCAGCUCCCUCCCAGUGCUCCCAGUAAGAGCAGCACUGGCAGGGAAAGCCCUCCCAGUUCCUUCCCAGUGCUAUCAGGAUCUCUCCUGGUAUUCUCACCAUCGUUCUCAGUGCUCCCAGUAUCGCCCGUUGUGCAUCGCAAGGUGGGGCUGCUUUGGAAGCCCCAAGGGUAGAGUGUGGCUGCUUUUGGGUGUCGGCUCUGCCCAGGCCGGGCUGGGAGCUGAGCAGCAGCGGGAGGAAGAGGAGGGACAGGACGAGGAGGGAGAGGAGGAGUGGAAGGGAGAGGAGCUGCAGAACCACGCUGGUUUCCCGGCCUUCCCACACUGCUCCGGCCGCAGCUGCCCCGGCUCCUGCUGCAUCGCCCCUCGGGGAGCCGCAGGAUUUGCCAUUUCCAAAACUUGUUGCGAUGGAGGAGGAGGCCGUGAGGAAGAGGAAGAUGACCUGGGAGCCCCAUGCAGGUGAGGAGGAAGUGGAUCCCCCCAUGCAGAGAAUCCAUAAUGGGGAGAAACCCUACAAGUGUGAUCAAUGCAGGAAGAGGUUUCAGACCAGCUCUCAUCUCCUCCAGCACCAGCAGAUUCACACAGAUGACAGGCCCUUCUGCUGCCCUGACUGUGGGAGCAGCUUCAAGAACAACUCUACCCUCGUCAGGCACCGGCGCAUCCACACUGGGGAAAGGCCCUACGAGUGUGACAAAUGCUGGAAGACGUUUAAGACCAGCUCCACUCUCCUCCUGCACCUGCGCACUCACACAGAUGAGAGGCCUUUCCUCUGCCCCGACUGCGGGAAGGGCUUCCAGCGCAACACCCACCUCACCAGCCACCGGCGCAUCCACACCGGGGAGACGCCCUAUGAGUGUGGGGAGUGUGGGAAGAGAUUCCGGCACAGCUCAGCCUUGUCCCACCAUCAACGGAGCCACCACUAAGGGAAGCCCUGCGAGUGCCCCGAGUGCAGGAAGAGCUUUGUGUGCUGCUCCAGCUCCAUCCCCCAUGGGCGGAUCCACCCUGGAUGAUCCCCAGUGAUCCCCAGUGAUCCAUGGUGCUGGUGAUUCCUGUUGGGAAGACACCUGGCUGGGGGCUCCACAUCCUCCUGGCUCUCCAUGGGCACCUGCACACAUCCACAGACCAACAUCCAAAAUCCAUUUUGUAGAGCUGAUUUGUCGACUUCUGAGCCCAGAAAAAUCUCUUUUUGCAUCUUCUCGUGGCCUUAAGCAACACUGGAUGGCCUUGGAGGUCUUCUCCAACAUAAAUCCAUCAUUUUAAUUUUCUCUGGCCGACAGGCAUAUUCCACAGCCAGAUGGGGAUGGACUGGGGCAAAACCCUCAAUUCUGGAAACAGUGGGGUGGAGACCUCUCCAAAAAAGGUUCUUUCCACCUAUUCAGGCAUGUUGAUGCUCUGCCUGCAGGGACACAUAAAUCAUUUUGUUUUGGCCUUGAAAGGAAAAGGUUUCUGUUCAUCCCUUUGAGAGCCCUGAAACUGGGGUGAAAGUAAAGGCGUUGAACUAAGGCA
Molecule: messenger RNA, 2864 nt
Organism: Passer domesticus (house sparrow)
Lineage: Eukaryota; Metazoa; Chordata; Aves; Passeriformes; Passeridae
Product: zinc finger protein 22-like
Exons: 2
Coding region: 1766-2281 (171 amino acids)
Biological process (GO): regulation of transcription by RNA polymerase II
Cellular component (GO): nucleus
Molecular function (GO): DNA-binding transcription factor activity, RNA polymerase II-specific; RNA polymerase II cis-regulatory region sequence-specific DNA binding
Source: RefSeq, a predicted model, not a curated record